Molecule: messenger RNA, 867 nt
Organism: Blumeria graminis f. sp. triticale
Lineage: Eukaryota; Fungi; Ascomycota; Leotiomycetes; Helotiales; Erysiphaceae
Source: the annotation of a GenBank genome assembly
AUGGUCGGCCCUACAGAUAAACGUUCCAAGAGGUUAGAAUACAAGAAUGCGAAGGGGACUGCGGAAGCUCCAAAAAAAAAGUUCUACCGACAAAGGGCUCACGCCAAUCCUUUCUCGGAUCAUAGAUUACUGUAUCCCGUUAACCCAGCAUAUAUGGAUUGGUCUGAGUAUUUUCCAGCUUAUACUACAAGUUCUGCUAUGGAGAUAGAUGAAGAAUGUUCAUCGACCAAAAAUAAUGAAAAGAAUUUUAAAAUAAGAAAUAAAACUACUACCUUAAUAAAAGACAUAGAGAUAGCAGAUAUUGGCUGUGGAUUUGGCGGUUUGCUCGUCGCUCUCGCUCCGGAAUUGCCUAAUACGCUAAUGCUUGGUAUGGAAAUACGAAGUCAGGUUGCCGAAUAUGUUCAAGAACGAAUCAGAGCCCUCAGGGUUAAGAACGAUAAUCUAAAUGCAUUCCAAAACGUGGCUUGUAUCAGAGCGAACGCCAUGAAGUUCAUCCCCAAUUUUUUCAAGAAGCAUCAGCUCUCAAAGAUUUUCUUCUGUUUCCCAGAUCCACAUUUCAAAGCUCGGAAGCAUAAAGCUCGGAUCAUCUCGACCACUUUGAACUCAGAAUAUGCCUAUGUUUUGCGUCCUGGUGGCAUUGUGUACACUAUUACAGAUGUCGAAGAUCUACACAACUGGAUGGUUAGCCACUUUGAAGCUCAUCCAGCUUUCGAGAAAGUUUCUCCUGAGGAACAAGAAGCAGACAUGUGUGUAAAGAUAAUGAGAGUAAAGACAGAAGAAAGCAUGAAAGUUGACCGAAAUGAUGGGCCAAAAUUUGUGGCUACUUUCCGGCGUCUUGAGGAGCCUCCGCUCCUGAAAACCCUUUGA